Messenger RNA from Carassius gibelio (silver crucian carp), 9475 nucleotides. Its product is annotated as A-kinase anchor protein 9. Gene Ontology annotation, molecular function: molecular adaptor activity. The coding region runs from base 16 to 9156 and encodes 3046 amino acids. The transcript is spliced from 53 exons. Lineage: Eukaryota; Metazoa; Chordata; Actinopteri; Cypriniformes; Cyprinidae. Gene Ontology annotation, biological process: signal transduction. The record is from RefSeq and is a predicted model, not a curated record.
AGCAGAACCUGAAGGAUGUCCAGGAGAAGAUGUGUGGAGUUCAAGAUCUGCCAAACCAUCAGCUGCUCGGCUCCGAUCGGCCGCAGGAACAGACCGCCGUCUCCUGCUGCAGCCGCAGGAACCGCGGAGACGAUGGAAGACGAGGAGCGACAGAAGAAACUACAGGCCGGCAAAGCGAAGCUGGCCGAGUACCGUCAGAGGAAAGCUCAAUCCGAUGGCCAGAAGAAGCAGAAGAAGAAGAAGAAGAAGCCUGAAGCGGACGCAGAGGAGCAGAGAGAAGAUCAGACCACAGUGAUGUCUCUCUCUAAGACCCUGAGGAGCGGAGAAACAGUCACACACCAGCAGACCUACUCCAUCCAGCCCGAGAGUGAAGUGUCCACGACCGCUGAAGACUGCUCCUCUGAGGUAAAUGGUUUCCACGAGAGGACUUCCUGUGUGAUCGGGGAGGAAGAUCUGGAGGGGUUCGAAGCACACAUGGAGCCUCCGAGCCCCAGACAGGACGUGGAGGACGAGCUGGCCGCUAAGAGCCUGGCCCUGGAGGAGCUUAGGAGUGAGCUGGAGGACAUCAGGUUUGGAGCUGAAGGGGUGCAGCAGCUGCAGGACUUUGAGGAAGCGCUGAAACAGAGGGAUGAAAUCAUCACGCAGCUCACCUCCAAUCUGCAGCAGGCUCGAACCGAGAAGGAGGAGGUGAUGAGGGAGUUUCUGGAGCUGACGGAGCAAAGCCAGAAGCUCCAGCUUCAGUUCCAACAGCUUCAGGCCGGUGAGAUAAUGCGUAGCUCCAACAUCAGCUCCACCGCUGCAGAUCUGCUCCAGGCCCGUCAGCAGAUCACGCUGCACCAGCAGCAGCUGGACGAGAGGGACGCACAGGUCAGAGGUCACCAGGAGAAGACGCAGGAGCAGCUUCUAUUGAUCACGCAGCUCCAGGAGAGUCUGAGUGAAGCAGAGAGGCUCCGCACACAAGCUGAAGAAUCGUUUGCUCAGAGUUUACGAGAAAAGGACUCCCUGAAUACUGAACAUCAGCGUCUGAUAACACAGCUUCAGGAUCAGCUUCUGUCUUCCAAACAACAAGUGGAGGAAGUCAACAAACAUCUGUCAGUGAAAACCCAAGAGCUAGACGCCUGCGAAAAAGAGCUGUCCGCGUCCAGACAGAAAGAGCGCAUGUCGUCCGGAGAAAUCCUGCAGCUGAUGAAGAGCGUGGAGGAGCUCCAGCAGCGCUGCCAAUCAGAGAGACUCGAGGACGACUGGAGAUGCCGGAUGGAGACGCUGAGAGACGAACUGGACGAGAUGUACGGUCAGCAGAUCGUGGAGAUGAAGCGGGAGCUUCGCACGCAACACACGACAGAGCUGGAGCGAAUCCAAGCGCAGCACUGCUCAGAAACGGAGAAGAUGGUCCAGCAGCAUCAGUCAGAGCUGGAGAGGUGUAAAGCUCAGCUGUUCCAGAGCACCGGAGACGCCAACGUGCUAAACGUGAAGCUCGUCGAGCUCCAGCAGAAGCUACAGGAGACGCUAGUGUUGCGAGAAAAGGCAGAGCAGGAGCUAGCGCAGACGAGAACAGAUAAACUAAGUCAGGCGCAAGAGUUGGAGCGUUUGCGCGACGAGCUGCAAAGAGCAGAAAUACAGAGCCCAGAGGAAAUACAACACGCUGUUAGCGACCUGCGGGCGCAGCUAGAUUCGGCGCACAAAGCCAACGGAGAACUAGAAGCCAAGCACGAAUCAGAAAUCACCAACUAUAAGAUCAAGCUAGAGAUGCUAGAGCGGGAGAAAGACGCGGUGCUAGACCGCAUGGCCGAGUCGCUGGAGUCCGAGCUGGAUCACUUGAGAACGCAGCUGUUGUUCAGCCACGAGGAGGAGCUCUCACGACUCCGAGACGACCUCACACGGGAAAACCAGCUCAACGCGGAGAACCUGCGCGACGAGAUGGACACGAGACACCGCGAGGCUCUGGACCAGCUGCGUUCGGUGGAGAGCGAGAGAGCGGCGCUAGCUUCAGAGAGACUCGUGCUGCUCCAGGACAUCGCCCGCCUUUCCUCCGCCAACGAACAGAUGUGUGCGCGACUGAACGAGCUUCAGGACGAGAUCGAGAAGCAGAGAAACACCUUCUCCUUCGCUGAGAAGAACUUCGAGGUGAACUACCAGGAGCUGAAGGACGAGUACACGUGCCUCGUGAACGCUAAGCUACAGCUCGAGCGGCGCUUGGAACGUGAGACGGAGGUCAGAGGUCACGAGGAGGUGGACGGGAAGACGCUGAUGGAGAAACACACCACAGAGCUGAUGGAGAAGCUGGAGACGGCCGAGAAGGAGAAGAAGAGCUUGACCGAGCAUCUCUCGCUGAUGGAAGCGGAGCUGGAGACGCUGAAGAGAGGCAGAGAUGAAGAGCUGGGGUCUGAAACACAUCUCCACGAGUCCUCGUCUCUGACAGCAGCACACAUGAGGAGCGAGAGAGACACCGCACACACAGCAGCGCAGGAGGAACAGGUGUUGAUGGGAGUCUCGCUCAUGAUGCAGCCGCAGGAAAUGGACGGCUCUGAUCAUGAUGAGUGUCGUCUGCAGCUGGAGGCUCAGCGCAUCAGUCUGUCUCAGAUACACACCGCUCAGCUCGAGCUGCUCAGAGAGAGUCUGUGUGAGCAGACACCGGAGGAGAUGAGGAGAGACGACGGUCAGCGCGCAGGUUGUGUUUCUCCUGUUCCUGCGGAGCUCAAGGCAGAGUCUGAUGAGUGCUCUGAGCGUCUGGAGAUCGAGCGGCUGAAGAGCUACUAUCAGCAGCAGAUGGAGGAGACGCAGGAGCGCUUCACGGCCCAGAUCCUCCUGCUGCAGAGCAGACUCCAGGAGCUCACAGGAGCCGGAGAGGUCUUCAGCAUGCCGAGCGUCUGUCCGCCGCAGACGAGAGACGAGCAGCGUGACCCUCUUCAGGAGGAGAGACUGAGAGGAGUGUGUGGUCUGGAGGAGCCUGAGCUCAGACGUCUGGAGGAGGAGAUCUCCAAGGUGAUCGUGCAGAUGUCGGUGGAGUUCGCCCAGCAGACCGAAGAGACUCGGAUCAGCAGACAGAGCCGAGAGACGAGCGCUGGCACACAGACGGACAGCAGAGAGGAAGAGGAGGACCCACUGAUGAAGUCUCCUGAAGAAGAGCACAGACCACAGGAGGAUGAGGAGGAGUGUCUCAGAGCGUCACACACACUUCAGCUGGAGCAGAACACACUCCUGACGGCUCAGAUACACACUCUCACCCAGCAGCUCCUGCAGACGGAGCUGGAGCUGAAGCAGACCGAGAGACACCGAGAUCAACACCUGCUUCCCAGCAUGCAAAGCUGCAGCACGCAGACGGAGCAGACGCAAGAGGAGGAAGAGGAAGAGGAGGUCAGAGGUCAGGGAAGAGCUGUGACCGUGGAGCCAGAGCUCUCGUCUGAUGAGGUCAUCACUGAGAGGGAUGCUCUGUGUCUGGUGAACACUCGUCUGCGUCAGGCUCUGCUCGAGGUGCUGAAGACCACCGCUGCGGUCGAGGAGACCAUCGGCCGUCAUGUGCAGAGGAUCCUGGAGGAGUCCAGCGAGGGUCAGGACACAGACGUGUCCCCUGAGGGUUUCCUCAGCAGAGAGACCAAGAGAGACGAAGAGCUGGAGCUGUGGCUGAAGAUCCAGGGGGCGGAGCUACAGCUACAGGGGGCGGAGCUCCCGCCGGAGGGGGAGGGGUUUCUGAUGAGCAUCAGCACACGACUGCAGAGCGCUGUGGAGAAGCUGCUCAUCACCAUCACUGAGACCAGCACUCAGCUGGAGCAUGCUCGGAUCACACAGACGGAGCUGAUGAGGGAGAAGUUCAGACACAGUGAGGAGAUGGAGGAGCUGCAGCACAGACAGGAGGAGCUCCAGGAGCGACUGUGUGAGGAGGAGAGAGCAAGAGAACAACUGGCACUGGAGCUACACACAGCUGAAGGAGUGAUUGACGGCUACAGCGGCGAGCGUCUGGCGCUGGAGCAGCAGAUCCGCGAGCGAUCCGAGCUACAGCUGCAUCUGGAGCAGGAGCUGUGUGUGACCGCUAGCCGUCUGCGUGAACUGGAGCAGGAGCGUCUGCAGAUUCACCACGAGCACGAGCUACUGUCACGCCAGCAGGACGCCAUGAGAGAGGGGGCGGGGCCUCGAGAGCUGCGACUAGUUGAGGCUGCUCUUGACGCAGCACCUGAAGCAGACCUGCUGGAGGAGACAGAGAAGCUGAUGGCGGAGAAGGUGGAGGUGCAGCGUCAGGCGCAGAAGGAGAGCAGCGAGCUGCUGCAGCAGGUGAAGCAUCUGGAGGCGGAGCUGGAGGAGCAGGUGAGCCGUCUGCAGGAGCUGCAGGAGACGCACAGCGCAGAGACGACCGACCUGAGGCAGCAGAUACAGGCUUUAGAGAAGCAGCUGGAGAACAACCGCAAGUUCAUGGACGAGCAGGCGGCGGACCGGGAACAUGAGCGAGAUGUCUUUCAGCAGGAGAUUCACAAACUGGAGCAGCAGCUGAAGAAUCCCACCAAAACACAGACAGGAAGUGACCGACGGGACAGAGAGGUGCAGGAGCUGAGCGCGGCGCUGCAGGAGAAGGCAGACUGGUGCAGUGAGCUGUUGUUGAGCUCGGAGCAGCUGCAGAGAGAUGUGUGUGAGAGAGACGAGGAGAUCGAGACGCUGGGAGCACGUCUGAGGGAGCUGGAGCACACACUCAUGCACAGGGUGGAGGAGGUCCAGCAUGUGUCUAUGGCGAGCAGAGCAGACGUCACACUGGAAGCACAGCUGCAGACAGAGAGGGAGGCUCUAGACAGGAAGGAGAAAGAGCUGGUGAAUCUGGAGGAGCAGCUGGAGCAGUUUCGUGAGGAGCUGGAGAACAAGAGCGAGGAGGUGAAUCAGCUUCACAUGCAGCUGGAGAUCCAGAGGAAGGAGAUCAGCGUCCAUCAGCAGGAUCAGGCCCGGCUCGCUCAGGUGUUGGAGGAGAAGGACAGGCAGAUAGCCGUCCUAAACGAGCAGCUCGUUAAGAGUCCGCACACGGGAACAGACCCUGAGAAAGAGGCGGAGGAGGAGAAGGACGAGCUUCUGCGAGAGAUGGAGGCGCAGGUGGAGUGUCUGAGGAGCGAGCAGGAGCGUCUGAAGAGGGACAGCGAGGAGGAGGUGGAGCAGCUCAACGCCGUCAUCGAGAAGCUGCAGCAGGAGCUGACACACAUCGAGCUCAAGCAGCGUCAGGACGAGAGCGAGGAGAUGAAGCAGAGGAUGGAGGAGUCUCUGCGAGAGAAGAGCGCUGCGCUCGUGGUGCUGCAGGCCCAGGUGCAGGCGCUGGAGGAGAGCGCGGGGUCACAGGUCACCAGCUUGAGUCAGCGGGUGGAGGAGCUGGAGACCAGCCUGGAGCAGAAGGACUCAGAGCUGCACACAUGCAGGUUGAAGGUGGAACAAGCGCAAACGGACGCCGACGCUCUGUACGCUAAAGUGACUCAGCUGGAGGAGAAACUCAGGGAGAAGGUGGCCGCUGUUCUGGUCUGUCAAGCACAACUGGAAGCCAUCCAGACACAAACCAAAGAGCUCCGCGCUGAGGCCCACGCAGGAGAAGCCAUGGGCCCCAGCACGCAGCAGCGGUCGGAGGGCCUCACGGCGCAGGACGGAGCCUCCACAGGGAAGACGAGUCUGCUGACGGAGAAGCUGACGGAGCUGGAGGAGGGUCUGAGCGGGAUGCAGAAGGACCAGGAGCUGCAGAAACAGCUGUUGAGCAGUUCUGAGGAGGAGGUGAUGGAGUACGAGCGGAGGUUAGCUGUGAUGAUCGACCUACUGAACCACAUGAGAAGCAGACCUUCCCAUCACAGACUGGUGUCCGGUGAGGCCAGCCAGUCGCUGUCAGAGCAGCUGCAGGAGGUCAAAGGUCAAGCUGCGUCCACUCAAGAGGAGCUGAGCUGCUACAGAGAACUGAGCCACAAGCUUCAGGAGGAGAUGGAGAUGAAGGAGAGCAUGAUCACACAGCUCCAGACGGCCCUCAAUCAGGUCUCGGCGAGCACGCGUGAUGAAGACGCUGCUCAGCUGCUCCAGGAGCUGCAGGAGGUCAGAGGUCAAGCGAGCAGCAGACUGCAGGAGCUGGAGAGCAGCAGGGAUCAGAGCGUCAGACUGCAGGAGCUGCUACAGGAGCGAGAGAUGAGCAUCGCUCUGCUGAAGGAUCAGCUGCACCGGGCCUCACAGGAGGGCGAUCGGUCCACGGCCGAGCUGCUACAGGAGCUGCAGGAGGUCAAAGGUCAAGCGGCCGCCACCAAAGAGCAGCUGAGGAGCUUCCAGGAGCGCAGCCUCAAACUGCAGGAGGAGAUCGAGGUCAGAGACGCCUCCAUCGCUGAGCUGAAGGACACGGUUCAUGAGCUCCAGACCGCUUUGGCCAGAUCCAGCGAGGAGCCGGCCCAGCCCAGACAGAAAGGAGACGUCCGAGAGCCUCCUGGGAUGGACAGAAGCACAAGGAAAGAGCAGCAGGAGCUGAUGCUGGGAUACGAGGAGAAGAUCGCACAGAUGCAGGAGCUGCACGCGGCUGAGAUCCUGGACAUGGAGUCCAGACACAUCUCUGAGAGCGAGAGUCUGCGGAGAGAGAGCCAGCGUCUGGAGGACGAGUGUGGAGCGCUGAGAGAUGCCAUCCACACCCUGCAGAGGUCACAGGCUCCAUCAGUGAGGUCUGAACGUCCAGACGUCUCUCCGAUUAAAGAUGGAUACACCAGCGACAGCGGUUCAGACUGGAGUCAGCGAGCAGGUUAUGAUCCGCACCGCAGCACACCUGAAGGAGCGCGCCGAGACACGGACACAGAGCUCCUGCCCGACACCAUCAAGAGUCUGCUGCGUGAGGUGCAUCAGGAGGGCAUGCAGGUGCUGUCUCUGACCGAGCUCCCGCUGACCGAAGCUGAUCCACCUCCUCAGAGCAGAGAGAGAGAAAACACCGGCCUCAUCAACACCAUCCAGUCUCUACAGCUCCUCAUCAGCACACUGCACACACACACACAGCUGGAUGUGGACUGGAGAGCGGAGCUGCUUUCAGCCGUCCAGCAGGUGUUUGUUCAGGAGCGAGACGUGCUGAAGAACCUCUUAUACUCUCAUCUGGAGCGACUGGACACGGCUGACGCGGUCACUCAUCUCACGCAGCUGGAGCGAGCGCUAGCGGAGCAGGACGCGAGGCACAGGGGGCUGAUGGGAGCGCUGAGCGACGCGGACAGAAACAGCCUGCGCUCAGAGAUCCAGCAGCUCAGAGAUCAGCUGCACACACUCACAGCAGAGCAAACACAGCGCCACCAUCAGGACAGAGCCGGAACCCAGAGCGGGAGGCUGCUUGAAACGAUGAGGGUCGAGUCCGGCUCUGAUGGACUGGAGGAGAUGAAGACUGAACUCAGCCGCACUAAACUAGAGCUGGAGAACACUCUACAGUCACAACACACACACCUGAAGGAGCUGCACACACUCCGGGCGGAGGUCUCCCUGAAGGCCGCUGAGGUGGACACACUGAAUGACAGACUGUCUCUGGAGCAGAAGAGAGUCAGAGAGCUGCAGUGGGCGUUCGAGAAGGAGAAACGCAAGUCUGACAGGAAGCAGGAGAGCGAGCGAGAGGAAGUGGAGGAUCUGAAGCUGUCUGUGGAGGAGCUGUCGAGGGCUCUGGAGAAAGAGAGACAGGUUUCAGCUCGACUCCGAGAGCAGGAGCUCAGAGGUGCUCUGGAGGAACAGAAGGAGAUGAACACACAGACGAGCUCCACCUCGAACCCUCAUGAGUCACAGAUGAUGGAGGAGCUGGAGAGACACAAGCUGGAGGCGCUGCAGUGUAAACGACAGUGGGACGAGGAGAAGUCCACCCUCAUCCAGGACCAGAAUGCACUGCGGGCGACAUGUGACGUCCUGGAGAGACGGGCGAGAGAGCUGCAGACAGAGCUGGAGAGAGAGAGACACAGACUCCAGGAGAGCCACAGAUCAGAGGAUCGAACCCGGGACUGGGUGUUGCAGGCGGGAGAGUCUCUGUGUGAGGGUCAGAGGUCAGACCCCAGCAUCCUCAGCAGACUGCAGCUCAUUGCCGAGAAGAUCCACAGCCUGACCAGAGAAAGCCCAGACAGGUUAUCUGGGGAAGCGCCGGACCGGGACAGUCUAGCAUGGCUGCACAGUAAUGUACAGGAAGUGAUGUCACUGUUACAGCGUAUCCCAUCAGCCCCCUCUGCUCUCCCGGAGAGCGCCGCUCUGCUGGCCGGAGGAUCGUCCAGUCUGCUGAACGAGCGAUUACUCAGACAGAACGCAGAGCUCACGGGAUUCGUCAGCAGACUGACGGAAGAGAAGAACGACCUGCGAAACCAGUUACUGAAGCUGGAGGAGGAGCUGCGCAGAUACAGAGCGAAGAAAACCACCGCCGAGAGCAGCUGGAUGGGUGCUGGUGCUGAGCGUCAGGAGCUGCUGGUGUUCUCCAGCGAACGAGACUCGUGGACUCAGGAGAGGAAUCGUUUGGAGAAGUGUCUCCGUCAGGCCGAGUCCGAGCUGAGCCGUCUGAGAGCAGAGAAUCGCUCCGAAACACUGCGGGAUCUGACCGGAGCCGAUCCGGACACCACGGCCCUCAGGAGGAUGUAUGGGCGGUACCUGCGCUCCGAGGGCUUCCGGAAGGCCCUGAUCUAUCAGAAGAAGUAUCUGCUGCUGCUGCUGGGAGGCUUUCAGGAGUGUGAGCAGGCCACGCUGUCUCUGAUCGCCCGCAUGGGCGGCUUCCCUUCACACACCCGUCUGGAGCCUGAGAGCCGUCAGAGCAGGGGCUUCACUCGCUUCAGAUCAGCUGUGCGCGUCUGCAUCGCCCUCUCCAGGAUGAGGUUCCUGGUGAAGCGCUGGCAGAGAGCCGCUGGAGGAAGUGUGGCGUCUCAGAUCACCAGCAGAAACGGUCUCGCUCAGAUCUCUGAUGUGAGGAGCGACUCGUCGUAUCUUCAGCCCGGCGCUCUGGAGGUGUUCAGAGAGAGACGAGCGUCCAGCCGAGGACGCACAGGACGAGACUCGAUCCAGCACAGGCUUCACUCGGUGGCCGGUGACGGAGGUUUGGCGUGUUCACACCUGCAGAACUACGACCCUGACCGCGCUCUGACCGACUACAUCUCUCGUCUGGAGGCUCUGCACAGACGUCUGGGGAGUGUGACCACAGGUUCCUCUUCGUACGCUCAGAUGUUUGGAGUCAGACGAUGAAGCUCUUGAUUCACACUGAUACUCGCUUGCCUUCUCUUAUAAACCUGUACUGCUCUGUGGGACCAAACCCAGGCACGUGUGUGUGUGUGUGUGUGUGUGUGUGUGUGGUUCUCCUUCAUCUGUUGCUCAAGGACAGCGAUCGUGUUCCUGUAUGUGUGGAUUAUUGGUCAGAAACACUAAUGAAGCAUCUCAUCAAGGCUUCGGGCUCGCCUCGUUCUCAUCAGGUGUUUUAUUCUCUCGCUCUAUUUUUGUAAAGGAAGGAGCUUUGGAUUUUAUGGGUAUUUUGUCUGAAAUAAAAAUUAAUAUAAUAUUUGAAAAA